UCAAAAUUUCCAUCUUUUAUAUUUUCCGUUUAGAAUUUGUCAUUACAACAAAAGCGUACGUGUUUUUGUUUCUUGUACAUGCAUAGUAUUGUGUGGUGGAGAGAUGGACAAAACAAAAGUUGCAGGUUUUGAAGAGUCUGAGUUUGGAGAGGCAAAGGUGAAGCAAUAUAAAAUGGAGCACUAUCUGAAUCACUUUGGAGGAAUCAAAGUGGACAGAAUUGUAGGAGUGUUCAAUUUCAAAGGGGAGAGGCUAACGAGCUUGAUCAUUGCGCAGCCGAAAUUAUGCAGACUCAAGCUCUUUGCCUUUGCUGCCACAACCAUUUUGCUUCUCUCUGUCUGUGCAGUGCAGUUGAGCACGCUCAGCGAUAUCAUGAAGCCCCGGGUCUUGAUGUUCCGCGCUAACUCUCAGGUUAUUGCUCCGCCUCAACCACAAACAACUGAAACUGAAAGGGAUUAUGAGAAUAAUGGAUAUCUGAUGGUCUCAUCAAAUGGAGGGUUGAAUCAAAUGCGAGCUGGUAUUUGUGACAUGGUAGCUAUUGCAAGGUUUAUGAAUGUCACACUUAUAGUUCCUGAGUUGGAUAAUACCUCCUUUUGGAAUGAUCGCAGUCGGUUUGAGGACAUAUUUGAUGUGGAUUACUUCAUAUCAUCGCUGAGAGAUGAGGUUCGGAUAUUGAAAGUUCUGCCUCAUAACCAGAUCAGGAGAGUGGAGAUAGCUACUCUCUAUUCCAUGCCACCUGCUAGUUGGUCUAACAUGUCAUAUUACGACCAAGUGAUUCUUCCUCGGAUAAAGAAGUAUGGAGUUCUGCAUUUUACUAAAACUGAUGCCAGGCUUGCAAAUAACGGGAUCCCGAAAGAGGUUCAGGAACUGCGGUGCAAAGCGAAUUACAAGGCUCUGAGAUUCACUCCUCCCAUUGAGGAAUUGGGGAAGAAGAUUGUUAGGAUUCUGAGGGAAAAGGGUCCAUUCUUAGUUCUUCAUCUGAGAUAUGAAAUGGACAUGUUGGCAUUUUCUGGUUGCACUGAGGGUUGCAAUGAGAAAGAAAUUGAAGAAUUGACAAAUAUGAGGUUUGCUUAUCCAUGGUGGAAAGAGAAAAUAAUAGAUUCUGACAAGAAAAGAAAAGCUGGGUCAUGCCCUUUAACUCCUGAGGAAACUGCCCUUGCAUUGAGGGCAUUGGAUAUUGAUCCUGGCAUCCAAGUUUACAUCGCCGCAGGCGAUAUAUAUGGAGGAGAAAGGAGAAUGACAUCUCUGAGAUUAGCCUUUCCCCAUAUGGUUAAAAAGGAAUCAUUGCUCAGAGCCUCAGACCUUGAGCCCUUCCGCAAACAUUCGAACCAAAUGGCGGCAUUAGAUUACAUUGUGUCACUGGAAAGUGACAUCUUUGUUCCUACUUAUGGAGGAAACAUGGCAAGAGUUGUUGAAGGCCAUAGAAGGUACUUGGGAUUCAGGACAACAAUUCGUGUAGACAGAAUGCUUCUGGUGGAUUUGAUAGACCAGUACAAGAACGGAACUCUGAGCUGGGAUGAAUUUUCCCAGGCAGUGAAAACAGGGCAUGCUGAUCGCAUGGGCAUCCCAACUCAAAGAUUGGAGAUUCCUGGCAAGCCCAAGGAGGAAGAAAAUUUCUAUAACAACCCAGAGGAAUGUUUGCCACCAAUUCCUAAAAAACCAAAAAGUCCGUGAAUAUUUACAUGUUACAUGUGCCAUUAGAUUCCACUCCCCAUGACUAAUGUAAAAUAAUUUUUGUUUUAUUUCCCUUUGGUUGGGAUUAGAAGAGGGGCCUGGGAUGUUUUCUUUCCUUUGAUCAACGCAAUUUUGCCAUCCAAAUACUCAAAAGCGUAAUGUUAUUCACAGAAAAGCUGAAGGUUCCUUGCACUGCAGGUUCUUCACAAUGAGGAUAGUUUCAUCAGUAAAUUCAAUGACUGAAAAAAAACAAAAAGAUGAUGAACUCCAAAGAGACAAAAAUCUUGCCACUUAAUACAAGCAUGCCGUGUCCUGAAUGUUUGCUCUAAACCAAUAAUGCCCAGGACACAAACUACCAACUCAAUUACCAAGAAAUCGGCCCUGAGUGGCACCAUUACAUUAGAAAUAAUUAUGUA
Prunus persica (peach) is the source of this 2088-nucleotide messenger RNA. RefSeq lists its product as uncharacterized. Bases 104 to 1672 code for a protein of 522 amino acids. The record is from RefSeq and is a predicted model, not a curated record. The transcript is spliced from 8 exons. NCBI's taxonomy places the organism in Eukaryota, Viridiplantae, Streptophyta, Magnoliopsida, Rosales, Rosaceae. Gene Ontology annotation, cellular component: cytoplasm.